GUGUUGUAUUUGUAAAUAAUUAAUAAACGUUUAGUUGUGUUGAAUGUAUUGAUUGUAUUGACUGCUAUCACAAACUAACAAAAACAUGAUUGAAAUCACAUGUAAUGAUCGUUUGGGCAAAAAAGUGCGGAUUAAAUGCAAUGCAGAUGACACGAUCGGCGAUCUCAAGAAGUUAAUCGCCGCCCAAACCGGCACUCAUUGGGAGAAAAUAGUGCUCAAGAAGUGGUACACUAUAUAUAAAGAUCACAUCACUCUCGAAGACUAUGAGAUUCACGACGGCAUGAAUCUUGAGUUGUAUUACCAGUAAUUGUUUGAAACAAAAACCCAUUAAUAAAUUCAUUUAUUCAUUAUUUCAUAACAAA
Messenger RNA from Medioppia subpectinata, 362 nucleotides. The record is from the annotation of a GenBank genome assembly. NCBI's taxonomy places the organism in Eukaryota, Metazoa, Arthropoda, Arachnida, Sarcoptiformes, Oppiidae.